Molecule: messenger RNA, 2328 nt
Organism: Bicyclus anynana (squinting bush brown)
Lineage: Eukaryota; Metazoa; Arthropoda; Insecta; Lepidoptera; Nymphalidae
Product: glucose dehydrogenase [FAD, quinone]
Exons: 5
Coding region: 274-2160 (628 amino acids)
Molecular function (GO): flavin adenine dinucleotide binding; oxidoreductase activity, acting on CH-OH group of donors
Source: RefSeq, a predicted model, not a curated record
ACGUGCGCACGAGUUGUCUUCCGACUCUGAAAGAAAGUGCCCGUUACACAUUAAGACGCCGGUCCGUUGAAUUCGCAACCAACAAACAACACGAACAAAAACACAAGAAAACAAACAUAAUAAUAUCGAACGGCGAAAGUGGAACGAUUGGAGACAUCACGGAAUGUGAAUAAAAUGUGCUGCCGUAUUUUAUACAUUUUUUUUUUACUAUGUGGUCUUCAGUGUUAUGUGGUCAGAGUGAAAGCAUAGGAAUUUAGAGAAGGCCGCAGAAGGAUGAGUUCAAUAGUGGCCGACGUGAUAUCUGGCACGGCGAUCGCAGCUGCAGGUACGCAGGUAGCAUGGUUCAUCCCGAUGUUGGUAGCAGCGAUAGCCUACUACCAGUACGACCAGACUGAUCCUGAAGGCAGACCAGCAGACGUGCCCGACUCGCGACUGCUGUCGGAGUAUGAUUUCAUUGUAGUAGGGGCUGGAUCUGCUGGAGCCGUAGUAGCCAAUCGUCUAUCUGAAAUCGGUCAUUGGAAAGUUCUUUUACUGGAGGCAGGAGUGGAUGAAACUGAAAUCUCCGAUGUACCUCUUUUAGCGGGAUACCUUCAACUUAGCAAACUAGACUGGAAGUAUAAGACGGAACCACAGGGCACUAGUUGCUUAGCUAUGGAAGGCGGUCGCUGUAACUGGCCUCGAGGGAAGGUGCUCGGUGGUAGUUCUGUAUUGAACUACAUGCUAUAUCUGAGAGGGAAUAAAAAAGAUUACGAUAUCUGGGAAUCAUUAGGAAACAAAGGAUGGGGCUAUAAUGAUGUACUGUAUUACUUCAAGAAGUCCGAAGACAACCAGAACCCGUAUUUAGCUAAAACACCAUAUCACAGUACUGGAGGAUAUUUAACAGUUUCUGAAGCACCCUAUCACACUCCUCUUGUAUCGAGCUUCAUUGACGCCGGCAUAGAAAUGGGCUAUUUAAAUAGAGAUAUAAAUGGAGAAAAUCAAACAGGCUUUAUGGUGGCUCAGGGUGCGAUUCGUCGUGGCAGUCGGUGCUCAACCGCAAAAGCAUUUCUACGGCCAGCUAAGGAUCGAAGAAACCUACAUAUUUCUGUGAAUUCUUUUGUAACGAAGGUUAUGAUAGAUCCGAGGACGAAAAUAGCUUUCGGUGUGGAGUAUAUCAAAAAUAAAAUGUUAUACCGGAUUAGAGCUAGAAAAGAAGUCAUUUUAUCUGGAGGAACAAUUAAUUCAGCUCAACUGUUGCUGCUGUCAGGCAUAGGACCAGAAGAAGAGUUAUCUAAACAUAGAAUACCUUUGAUUCAAAAUCUUCAAGUUGGCAAAAAUCUCCAAGAUCAUAUUGGUUUAGGAGGUUUGGCAUUUCUAAUAAACAAACCAAUUUCAAUUAUUGAAAAUAGACUUCAUACUGUGAGCACACUGAUGGAGUACGCGGUAAUGGGGGAAGGCCCGCUGACAAUUAUGGGAGGUGUUGAAGGACUAGCUUUCGUUAACACAAAAUACGUUAAUGCUUCAGAUGACUUUCCAGAUAUAGAGUUUCAUUUUAUAUCAGGAGCAACUAAUUCUGAUGGAGGCGGACAGUUACGAAGGAUUCACGGUUUGACUGAACAAUUCUACAACAGCGUAUUCCAACCCAUAAAUAAUGCUGACGUAUGGAGUAUAAUUCCCAUGUUGCUACGUCCAAAAAGUAAGGGUUACAUUCAGUUACGGAGCACAAACCCCUACGAUUACCCAUAUAUCUAUCCAAACUACCUAGCUGACGAAAAUGAUGUAAAGACAUUAGUAGAAGGAGUAAAGAUUGCAUUCGCUCUAUCAAGAACGAAAGCAUUUCAAAAACAUGGAUCCCUAUUCAAUAACCAUAUAUUUCCUAGUUGUCGCAAUUUUCAAAAAUUUUCAGAUGCUUUUUGGGAAUGUAUGAUUAGGCAAUAUACUUGCACAAUUUAUCAUCCAGUUGGCACUGCGAAAAUGGGACCUUACUGGGAUCCAAAUGCUGUAGUUGAUCCCGAGCUCAAGGUUUAUGGCGUAAAAGGACUUCGAGUUAUAGACGGAAGUGUGAUGCCAAAUUUAGUUAGUGGUAAUACAAACGCUCCAAUAAUAAUGAUUGGAGAAAAGGGCAGUGACAUGAUUAAAGAGUUUUGGCUUAAACGUAGAAUGUCAAGAUACUAUGCGUGAAAUUCGAGUACAAACUAAAUAUUUCUAGUGAUAUUAUUUAUUUCAAUGUACAUAGACUUUCUAACUAUUUAUUGUUAUUUAUUUUUAUAAUAAUAAGCCAUGCAUUCUAAAUUAUUUGAUUGAACAAAGAUUGAUUCCAAAAAAAUUAGAAUAAAGUUAUUCACCAUA